AUGCUUUUGCUUAAGUCAUUUUUGACAAUGAUUAUUAUACUGAUCUUAGUUUUUGAUCACAUUAUUACAAUAUCGUCAGAAUCAAUCUCAAACUCAAUAUGGACUAAUAUUAUUCAUGAUCUUGCAUCGAACAUAAAUGGUUAUAAAUCAAAUGAUAAAACAAUGGAAAGUCAUCCAUUUAAUGAAGGAUUCAUGUUACAACCUAAUAAUCGUAAACAAUCUUCGUCAACAAUAUCUAGUUCGACAUCUCUGAUUGUAAUUAAUCGAAUUUCUACAUUACAUAAUAUUUUAUCAACAACAUGUAAGACUACAACAUUAGUAGAAAAUUUAAAUCACACUAUUUCUCCGAUUGAUAAUCAUCUUGGUCAAGGAAUAUCAAAUGAGACAAAUAAUGAUAAUGGUUUUGAAACAUCAUUAAAACAAACUCUAAUAGAAGAUGAUAAUAAUGAAAUUGACAGUUUCUUAAAAGUUGAUGAUGAGGAAUUAAGUAAACAAUUAGUUAAUAUUGCAUAUACAACUGAUGGCAGUGGUGAUACCACAACACAAGGAACAACAGAACAAACGUCAGAGACUACUAUAACAUCUAGUGAACCAUCAACAAAUCAGCCGGAUACAAACCCUACAACUAUAUCUACAACAGCUUUGAUAAUAACUACAACAACAACUACUCCAGUUGAGUCACUAAAUCCUUCUAAUAAUACAAUAAUUAUUAUGACGAUCAAUUGUACUAAUGCAAAUAACACAUUAUUUGAUAUUUUGAACAAACUCAAUCAAACACUUAAUAAUAAUUAUAGUGUAUCACCAAAUUAUAAUGAAAUUGCGUGCAAUGGCUCGACGUCAGUUGAUGUAACAUUACAUUUUGAAACUUUGGAUAAUAUUGCUAUGACGAAUGGAUUAUAUGAAGUUCUUGAAAAUAUAACAUCACCCCUUGGAGUUCAACUAUUUACAUUUAAUAAGUGUGGUAGAAAUGAAACAGAAUCUGUUAUAAAUGUUACACCAUGUUUUCUUAUUAAUCUAUGUCAUUUAUGUGGAAUAGAUCCUCCACGUGGUGUAUGUUUACCACAAAAUGGUGUAAGUAAAUGUAAAUGCUUUGUUAAUGACAAUGAUUCAUCAAUACUUUAUGUUGGCGAUCGCUGUCUCCCAGCAGAUAUAAAUCCAAUAAAAUCUAGUUUUCCUUCUCGUUGGACACCAGUUAUAGUUGGUAUUGUAGCUGGUGUUGCUAGUCUAUUCGGUGCUAUAACAUUUUGUCUUUGGGCUAUGGCUAUUUGGCGUCGUCGACGACCCCAUAAUAAAGAUGACCUACGAACGUUUCGUUUUUGGCAUCUACCAAGAGCUCAAGUACCAUCGUCGGUUACACAAGGAAAUGUUCAAAAUAAUAGGACAAAUACAAUAUCUACGUAUAGUAGUGAUCGAACUGAAUCUGAUGACAAUCAAAGUAAUACAACAGAUAGUACAUUUUUUAAAGAACUUGAUCAAAAAAUGGGUGAAAAUCUACGUGCAACAAUAACAAGACCAAAUACAAGUGCUAUAUUAGCAAGUUUACCAUCAGAUACAAUAUCAACAAUAAGUAAUAAUGAUCCAAUUGACGAACUUGAUGCAAUUAUUGAUAAUGAAGAUUUAAAUUUAACAUUUCAUGAUUCACUAGAUGAUCUUUAUGAAGAUAAUGAAAUAGUUGAAGCUGUAAAUCCAAAUUUUAAAUUACCAAGAUCAAAUAUUGAAUCGAACCCAACAGGCUUUUUUUCGAAAUUUGUAAUUGAACAAUUAACACAGUCGAUGGAAUAUUGA
This is a messenger RNA of Rotaria sp. Silwood2, 1785 nucleotides long. The record is from the annotation of a GenBank genome assembly. Lineage: Eukaryota; Metazoa; Rotifera; Eurotatoria; Philodinida; Philodinidae.